UUCUGCAUUCUAAAAUGAAUGAAUGGCACUGGAUUGGACUCAAUGAUCUGGAGACUGAAGGACGUUGGGUUUGGGUGAACAACCAGACCCUCGAUGACACCAAAGUAAAGUUUUGGCACAAGAUCCAAUUUGGGAAAAGUGAACCUGACAACUGGACAGGAGUUGAUCCCUCUGGAGAAGACUGUGCUGUUGUUAAAAAUGAUCUCGACUCUUUAGACAGCUGGCUUGAUGUUUCUUGCAAGCGGACAUACAAGUUCAUCUGCGAAAAGAAGUUUUAACUGGAGCUAAUUAAUAAGUGGUGUUUUAUAAACAAAUUUGGGGAGGAGCACGCGCAGAAGUUUCAGUCUCAAAUACGUCAUUGACAAUUAUUCUAUUAUCCAAUCAGUUCUUGACCAAACCCCUAUAUAUACCAAAGCUGUCUUACCUGCAGCAUCUUACGACUUUAGCAUCCCUCCACCACCCCGUCACCUCACCUCUUAAGCAUUACAAUCCCGGGGGGAGCGUUCUGGGGCCGGGCUAGAUACUUCGCUCGAAUCCCUAUUCCUCUUUGUUUCCUGAUAAGAGGAAUAACUCGAGUUUGGGUGUCUUCCCCGAGCUCAGAGCCCUCUCCCCAGACAGCACGCCAAAUACGCUUUAUUCUGAAACUAUUGCAAGUGUGAACUCGUGAAAUUCUAUUUUGCAGAGUAAACUAAACUCCUCUCCUGGAUUUGCUUACUCAUAAGGUCCUGCCGUAUACUUCUACAGUACUAACAUGAAAGAUUUUUCGCUUUUACACUUUUCUCCUGCUCCCUGCAGCUUUACUGAUCUUACUAAAAAUGUGUGAGUGUCAUAUUUAAAUAACUAUAUGCAUUUAUAUAAAUUAAAAAUAAUAACUGUGGCUUAAACGAUAUUUCAUUUGUUUAAAGUAUUGCUCAAUGUUGUUUAAAAUAUAUGAGAGGGAAAAAACUAACUAUUGAUAAUAAAUCCAUAUAGGUCUGGUUAUUGUGCAUUUAAAACUCAUUCA
Messenger RNA from Danio aesculapii, 1003 nucleotides. RefSeq names its product alpha-N-acetylgalactosamine-specific lectin-like. The transcript has 2 exons. The record is from RefSeq and is a predicted model, not a curated record. Bases 15 to 278 code for a protein of 87 amino acids. NCBI's taxonomy places the organism in Eukaryota, Metazoa, Chordata, Actinopteri, Cypriniformes, Danionidae.